Molecule: messenger RNA, 585 nt
Organism: Danio aesculapii
Lineage: Eukaryota; Metazoa; Chordata; Actinopteri; Cypriniformes; Danionidae
Exons: 5
Coding region: 1-585 (194 amino acids)
Molecular function (GO): calcium ion binding
Source: RefSeq, a predicted model, not a curated record
AUGGGACAAACUGCAACUUUACCCUGCAGAAAAGGUGGAACAUACGUCACCGAGCUUUAUGAAUGGUUCAGGAAGUUUCUAAACGAGUGUCCGAGUGGCCUGAUCACCCUGCAUGAGUUCAGACGACACUUUUGCAAUGGGACGGUGGGGAAGGAGUCAGCAGAGUAUGCAGAGCAGAUCUUCCGGACACUCGAUAACAAUGGGGACGGAGUGGUGGACUUUAGAGAAUAUGUGACCGCGAUCAGCAUGUUGAUUGAGGGCUCGACGGUGGAGAAAUUGCGCUGGUCCUUCAAACUUUACGACAAAGACAAAGAUGGAGCCAUUACACGAUCAGAAAUGCUGGAAAUCAUGCAGGCGGUGUACAAGAUGAGUGUUGCAGCAUCACUGACCAAACCUGAUCCCCUGACCGCUGAAGAGUGCACCAACAGGAUUUUUGUACGACUGGACAAAGAUAACAAUGCCAUCAUCAGUCAAGAUGAGUUCAUUGAAGGUGCGCUGAAUGACGAAUGGAUCAGAGAUAUGCUGGAGUGUGAUCCCAACACUGUGAAGAUGGAGAGAUCCCUUAAAGGCCAUGAAGUGCUGUAA